ACGAUCAGAGAGUUGAGUUGUCGGUGUUUUGAAGUGAAUUUUUCAGAAAGUCUACACUUUUUGCAUCGUUUACUAAGAAAUUUGGAGUGGUUGAAGUGAUUAACCUGGCUACCAUUUAGAUCGCUAUGGGUUAUUUGGAGCGGUUGGAGUUAGAAAACUUCAAAUCAUACAAAGGCAAACAUACGAUUGGUCCAUUCAUGCGCUUUACUGCUAUCAUAGGCCCCAAUGGAUGCGGUAAAUCUAACCUGAUGGAUGCAAUCAGCUUUGUAUUUGGUGAGAGAACUCAAAGCCUGAGAGUCAAAAAUGUCAAGGAUUUGAUUCAUGGAGCACCAGUAGGACGCCCUGUAGGAACAACAGCCAAAGUAACUGCAGUUUAUGCGGAGGAAAAUGGUACAGAAAUACGAUUUACAAGAAAGAUUGUUGGAAGUGGCACUGAGUAUCGUAUUGAUGACAAAGUAGUGACACCACAAGUCUACACAAGUAAGCUUGAACAGCUAGGUAUCCUUGUCAAGGCAAAGAAUUUCUUGGUGUUUCAGGGCACAGUUGAGUCAAUUGCUAUGAAAACCCCAAAAGAAAGAACAGCAAUGUUUGAAAAAAUAAGCAGAUCUGGAGAACUUGCUGAACCUUAUGAAAGAAAGAAAACUGAAAUGCAAAAAGCUGAAGAAGAAACAAGCUUCAAUUAUCACAAGAAAAAAGGUAUUGCUGCUGAGAAAAGAGAAGCAAAGUUAGAGAAGGAUGAAGCAGAUAAAUACAAUAGAUUAAACCAAGAGCUUGCUGAUUGCUUACUUGAGUCACAACUGUUCAAGCUCUAUCAUAAUGAGCAAGAAAUUAAAGAAUUUAAGUCUGAACUGAAGGCAAAGAACAAAGAAAAUGACAAGUUUGAAAGCAGAAAGCAGACAAUUGAACAGCAGCUGAAAACAAAGAAGUCAGAAAAUGCCAAACUGACUAGAGAAAUGGCAACCAUUGAGAAGACCAUCAGGGAAAGGGAAGUUGAACUGAAUAAGAAAAGGCCUGCUUUUAUUAAAGCUAAGGAAAAGACAGCUCAUGUUAUCAAGCGACUGGAAACUUCAACGAAGGCAUAUGAAAAGGCUAGAGAAGCCCACAAGAGACAUCUUGCUGAGAUUGAGGAGCUAAAAAGCUCUCUUGAAGAGGUAGAACGUCUUGCAAAGCUAUAUGAAGAAGAAAUUGCUGCUGAAAGUCAAGGAGAAGACUUGGAGUUGAUGGACUCUCAGCUUGAAGAGUACAACAUUUUAAAAGAACAGGCCAGAAGGGAAACAGCUGCAGUGCGCCAGCAACUUGAUAGGAUCAAUCGUGAGCAACAAUCAGAUAAUGAAGCAUUGGAUGGAAUUAAACAAAACAAGAUAGAGCUACAAAACAGGAAAAAACAACUUGAAGAACAAAGAGCUCAGUUAAAUGAAAGAGUUGAUAAGCUGCAAGAAUACUUAAACACAAAUGUUGAAACUGUCAAUAAACUGAAGAAUGAUUAUGAACAGCUGUCAGAGGAGGUUAACAAUGCCAAUGCACGACAUAGAGAAGUAUCUUCAUUUCUAGAAGAUGUUCAGCUAGAACUGAAUGAAGCCAGAUCAGAUAAACAUGAGAGUGCACGGCAUCAAAAGAGAAAAGAGGUGAUGGAGAGUAUGAAAAGACUGUUUCCUGGUGUGUAUGGCAGACUGAUUGAUCUCUGUGAGCCAUCACACAAGAAGUACAACUUAGCCAUUACAAAAGUUUUUGGUUCGAACAUGGAUGCUGUCAUAGUAGACACAGAAAAGACUGCUAAAGAUUGCAUCCAAUACUUGAAAGAACAGAGAGCUGAGAGAGAAACAUUUCUGGCAUUGGACUUCAUCCAAGUCAAACCAAUCAGUGAACAACUUAGACAGAUUGGUGGUAACACAAAACUUGUUAUCGAUGUCAUUAAAUACAAACCUCCAGUUAUUAAGAAAGCAUUGCAAUAUGCAUGUGGCAAUGCCUUGGUCUGUGAGACAAUGGAAGAAGCCAGGAAACUUGCAUUUGGUGGCUCUGAAAGAAAGAAGACUGUAUCACUUGAUGGAACAUUGUUCCAAAAGUCUGGUGUUAUAUCAGGUGGUGUCAGUGACCUGAAAGCAAAGGCAAAACGUUGGGAUGAGAAACAAGUUGAUGGUUUGAAAAAGAAAAGAGAUCAGUUUCUCAAUGAGUUGAAAGAAUUAGCAAAGCAACGUAGACGAGAACCUGAGCUGCAGAACUUGCAGUCCCAGAUUGAUGGACUUGAUACACGUUUGAGAUAUUGCCGUAAAGAUAGAGAUGCCAUACAACAACAAACUCAACAUGACAUGACCCGUGAACUUGGAAUAAUUGACAAUAAAUUGGAAGCAUUAGAGCCUGAAAGAGCCCGUAUUUUAGCAUCACUGGGAGAGAGGGAGCAAGAAAUAAAGAAGACAGAAACUUCAAUGAACCAAGUUGAAGAUACGGUGUUUGAGGAAUUCUGUAAUACCAUUGGAGUUGACACAAUCAGGCAAUAUGAGGAGAAGCAGUUGAAAGCCCAACAGGAGAGGUCAAAGAAGAGACUUGAGUUUACCAAACAAAAAUCAAGACUUCAAAAUCAGCUUGCAUAUGAAGAGAGUAGAGACACUAAAACCCAGAAAAAGAAAAUUGAGAAGAGUAUAAAAAAUGAUGAGAAAGAAAUCCAGGAGCUGAAGCAAGAAGAAAAGGAGCAACUAAAGGUGAUUGAUACUGAAACUUAUGAGCUUGAAAAACUGCGUCUGGACAGGAAUGCAAAGAAGUCACGGAUUGAUGAGAAGGACCUUGAAGUGAAAGAGAUUAGAAAGUCUUUGAAUGCUCAUCUCAAAGAGGCUACAGCUCUGCAAAAACAAGUCACGUCAUUAGAAACACAACUUGAGCAGAAGAAAGCAGACAGACAUAGUCUUUUGAAAUCAUGCAAGAUGGAGAACAUUAUGUUGCCAUUUGAAAGAGGCAAGAUGGAAGACAUUGAUCUUGGCGAGCCCAGCCAACCAGAAGAUGAAUCGUCAGCCAUGGAAGUUGAUGGUGCUUCUAGUAGUCAACAGUCUCGUUCUUCAACCAAUGAAAAAGAAGCCAACAUAAUCAUUGACUAUUCAUCCCUUAGUCGUAAACUGAAGGACCAUGAAGACCCUGCUGAAGUAAGGAACAUGGCUAAUGAACUUACCAACAAGGUUGCUAAGAUACAGUCCACACUACAGCGAAUACAAGCACCAAAUAUGAAGGCAUUGGAAAAAUUGGAAGGUGCCAGCUCUCGUUUUCAGGAGACCAACUCAGAGUUUGAGCAGGCACGGUCAACAGCGCGCAAAGCAAAAAUAGAAUUUGAGUCUGUUAAGAAACAAAGAUAUGAUCGAUUUAUGGACGCAUUUGAACAUGUUUCUACAAGAAUUGAUGAUAUUUACAAGGAACUGGCGAACAAUCCUAGUGCACAGGCAUUCCUAGGACCAGAAGAUGCCGAGGAGCCAUACCUUGGUGGUAUCAAUUACAACUGUGUUGCACCUGGGAAAAGGUUCAGACCGAUGGAUAACUUGUCUGGUGGCGAGAAAACAGUGGCUGCGCUCGCUCUGUUGUUCAGUAUUCACAGCUAUCAACCAGCUCCUUUCUUCGUUCUGGAUGAGAUCGAUGCAGCACUCGACAACACCAAUAUUAAUAAAGUUGCGCGAUAUAUCAUCAACCAAACUCGUGAACAUUUCCAGUGUAUUGUCAUCUCUCUCAAAGAGGAGUUUUAUACUCGAGCUGAAGCACUUAUAGGCAUCACAGCAGAGCCUGACCAUGAGUGCACAGUAAGCCGUGUCUUCACUUUGGACUUGACCAAGUUUCCUGAAUAAACUCUGUACUUGAGAUUUGCACUCGUUUAGUAGUUCCUCAGUAUCCUUUUGGUUAGGGUUAAAUAGUCCAAGGUUAUUCAUAGAAGCAUGUUUAAGCAAGUUAUUGUACAUUCCUUAUGUUCGGUAAUGUAAAAAAUAAAAUUUUAGUACACUGGU
Exaiptasia diaphana is the source of this 3974-nucleotide messenger RNA. Its product is annotated as structural maintenance of chromosomes protein 1A. The transcript has 38 exons. Gene Ontology annotation, biological process: sister chromatid cohesion. The record is from RefSeq and is a predicted model, not a curated record. Gene Ontology annotation, molecular function: ATP hydrolysis activity; protein binding; ATP binding. NCBI's taxonomy places the organism in Eukaryota, Metazoa, Cnidaria, Anthozoa, Actiniaria, Aiptasiidae. The coding region runs from base 126 to 3818 and encodes 1230 amino acids. Gene Ontology annotation, cellular component: chromosome; nucleus; cohesin complex.